Molecule: messenger RNA, 645 nt
Organism: Cladocopium goreaui
Lineage: Eukaryota; Dinophyceae; Suessiales; Symbiodiniaceae
Source: the annotation of a GenBank genome assembly
AUGGUCGCUCAGAAACGUUCAGAAGUCAAUGUCGGCCAAAUCCAAGCUCGUGGGGUUCAAAUUGGCAACCUCAUAGAGCGCGAGUUGGAACUAGCACCACACGUUGAAGAUGCCAUUGUCAACAACUUUGGCAGGGUGCAGGAUGAGGUGGUUCACCCAACAGAGUGGCUUGAUGAUGUUAGGGCGAAGCUUGCAGAGUUGCUGCAGAGGAACAGAUGUGAUGGUUUGCCGGAAGUUUGCGAUGUUGAACCCAUCAACAAUGGCUCCUACAAGACCGUCGUUAGGGCCUUAGGGGCCACCUGUUGGAAUACUGGGCACAUGGUCACCGAAGACCCUGCCGCAUUUGCAGCCAAGUGGUUAUAUCAAGGUGCUCCAGCGGGUCUGUCUCCGAGCAUAGACCUGAAAGGAGUGUGUGCUGAAGUUGAUGAUGAUUCACCAGAGUUAGACGAUGCAUCACCGGCAACCGACUUUGACACCUUCUCCAACUAUGACGGCGUCGAGACCAACCCUGACGAGGCAGCAGAAUUCCUGGGAGCAAUCCCAGUGUUGUCCAAACUGGGUUGUAUAGUCAAGGAGAAUAUCAACAUUGACACUGGCCAGGUGACCAAGAAGACACGUAUCAUCUUGGACUGCAAGAAAUCACUG